UUCAUCUCUCUCUCCUCUGUCUCUUCCGCUUUCUACCGUCGGCUGUCACUGAUUUCCCAGGUGGAAAUGCUUCAUUACAGCUCUAAAGUGUGUAGACGUCAUAGGUGGAGAUGGAGGUGGAGAUGGAGGGCACUUCCUCCACGUGUUCACACACUCUCUCUGUCUAACUCGGUCACAUGGAAGAACAGAGGGACACACGCGCAGAGAAAACUCUCCUCAUUAACUAAUGAGCAGGAUGUCAACGACUGCACACACACACACACACACAUACACACACACUGAUUAUCUCAUCCUGUAACAGUCUUAUCAUCCUGCUGUGCUCUACUCACACAGCUGUACUCUCGCUCUCUUCAUUCAUGAGGUGAAACUACUUUCGUGGCGGACUCUACUCGCUCUGUUCAGCAUGGAGGCGGUGGCUCUUUUCUCUUUUACAGCAUCAGAAACAGACGAGAUCAGUUUUCACAAAGGGGACAUGAUCAAGGUGACAGAAAUGGAGGAUGAUUCUUGCUGGUUCACAGCUGAGAUCCAGGGGAAGCGUGGCUAUGUGCCCGAAAACUACAUUUCCCUCCUUCCUCAUACGUGGUUUGCGGGACGGGUGUCGAGACUUGAGGCUGAGCAGCGUCUCCGCUGGCAGGACACUGGAGUGUUCCUGGUGAGGGAGAGUGAAUCCGCUCCAGGAGACUUUUCUGUCUCCGUUAGCUACGGUGACAGGGUGGAACAUUUCCGAGUCCUGGAGGGGGGCGGUCAGUACUGCAUCUGGGACGAGUCGUUUUGCUCCCUGAACCGCCUGGUGGAUUUCUACAGAACUCACAGCAUCGCCAUGGAGAGAGUGGUCUGCCUCAGAGACCUUCCCUCAUCACCUCGCCUGCUGUCCCACCCUGGAUGUAACCCCUACCCUAACCCUUAUAAAAGCAGCUCUCAGGAGUCCCUCCUCUCGCCCCGCCUCUACUCUCACCCCUCUCACCCGGAGAGAGAAACCUCCACCCGUCUGCUGGAGCCAGUUUUGGGGAAACCUCGUCUGGCUCAUGCCCUCUGCGAUUAUACCCCGCCUCAAACCGCCCACCUCCACUUCCUGCGUGGCGAUAUCAUUGACCUGUUGGACUGCUCUAGUUCACUGACCUGGAGAGGGCGCUGUCGAGGCCGAGUAGGAAUCUUUCCACGAGAAUACGUCCAACAGGUGUACCACUGACACUGACCUAUCGAGCUGUAGUGAUUUACCGUACUAAUCCAAUGAUUGAACUAGAGCUGAAACAACUGGUUCAAUAAUUGAUUAAUCAACAGAAAUUUUCACUACAGAUUAAAGGCCCUGAAAACUUAUUUUCUCAAUCAGCUUCUUAUUUUGAGCUAUGGGACCUUACCAGGAGACUGUAUUUUCAGCAAAAGUUAGCACAGUUUGGUUAUUUAACAUGAGACAUUUCUUCAUGUCUGUUUUCCUCUGCGCUCUUCUCACUGGUUUAAAGUGGAACGAUAUUAUGUGCUUGUAUGUCUAUAUGGUAACACUUCAUUUUAAAUCUCUCUAUUUAGCAUUUAUAAGUGGUACACAAACGUUUCAUAAAUGGUUUACAACACACUUUAAUGUAGGCAUAUUUAUGAAUGUAGCUGCCAACAACUAUAACUACUAAAACAAGUAAACCUGUAAUAAUAUGUCUUACUCAAAGUUAUAAUUGCUGACAAAUGAAUAAACACCCAUAAAUGUCCUUAUAGCUCUGUAUAAAUACAUUAUAGUGUGGUAUAAACCAUUUAUUAAAUAUUUAUAAAUUGCUAAUAAAUGCUAAAUAUGGGGGAGUGUUACCUAUAUGGAUAUUUACGUCAUUCCAGGAGCUUUGUUUUGUAGUAACUGUUCGCAGGGCUAGUUGGUACUGUAGCUAGCGAGCUAACUCCUACAAUGCUAGCUCAACUCAAGCACAACAGCUCUACGAUCUUCUCUCUUUCUUUCUUUUUUUUUUGUACUGGACCAUUUCUCCCCCUGGUAGUUUGUUAUCAGGACUGAACACCGUUUCAUGUUGUAAAGAGUUACUGAAGAGGGCAAAGGGUCAACAAUCAGUUAACAAGCUUGUUAGCUAGCUCACUAGCAGGACAAAAAAGUUCAGAGUUUAUUCAAAAGAUAAAUUAGUACCAUCGACUCCUGUCUCAUAUGAUGCAUGUGUAAUAAUAAGCUACAAUAGCUUUUCCAUUUUUAGUCUCUGUUUAACAGCACAAAUCUUCACUUCACGAAAGUUGUAUUUCAUGACAAAAAUUUGCAUGGAUUUGCUUUGCUGUUGCAUGUGAAUCCUCUGAUUCCACUGAUCUAAAUACUGCUGUGACUGGACCUUAACUGUGUUAAACUGUUAAUAAAUAAUGCCCAAAAAUGUUUGUUUUUUUUACUAUAAUUUUUGUUGAUUUAUUCCUAAAUACUUAAUGGUACAGAAUUAUUAAGAUUUGAAAGAAGCUUUUCAGGGAUUUUAAUCAUUUAAGUCAGUUAUCAAGCAAAAAGACAAAUAUUUGCCAGUUUCAGCUGCUCAUAUGUGGGCAUUUGCUGCUUUCCUUUGUUUUAUGUCAUUAUAACUGAAAGCCUUGGCUUGUGGACUGCUGAUCAUACAAAACAUGCAAUUCAAAGAUGGCACUUUGGGUUCUGUGGGUUUCAUGUUUUUCCGACUAAUCAGUGAACCAAAAAUGAUAAGAAUCGUUGCCCUAGAGUGAGCCUUUGUUGUUUUUUGGGCCCUAACUUCCUCCUUUCUCAAACAGUCUGUACUGAAUAUGACUGAAAAAUUGAACUUUAUGUUCACUUUGUUUUAACAUCUUGUCCAUGCCCCUAACCUCCCCAUGUAGUAAGAAAACUGU
Messenger RNA from Seriola aureovittata, 2820 nucleotides. RefSeq names its product GRB2-related adapter protein-like. The transcript is spliced from 5 exons. The record is from RefSeq and is a predicted model, not a curated record. Lineage: Eukaryota; Metazoa; Chordata; Actinopteri; Carangiformes; Carangidae. The coding region runs from base 404 to 1189 and encodes 261 amino acids. Gene Ontology annotation, molecular function: protein binding.